Messenger RNA from Octopus bimaculoides (California two-spot octopus), 807 nucleotides. RefSeq names its product large ribosomal subunit protein eL13. Gene Ontology annotation, molecular function: structural constituent of ribosome; RNA binding. Gene Ontology annotation, biological process: translation. The record is from RefSeq and is a predicted model, not a curated record. Gene Ontology annotation, cellular component: ribosome; cytosolic large ribosomal subunit. Lineage: Eukaryota; Metazoa; Mollusca; Cephalopoda; Octopoda; Octopodidae.
ACCAGGUAGAAAUAUUACAUAAUUAAAACAGCAACUUAUAAUCAGAGUUUCUCAAACGACAUUACUAUAUAUAUUGCCAGUUAUCUCCCCUUUGAAAGUACAGCUUCCUUUUCCGGUUUAACAUCAUUCGUUUAUCACUAUGGCACGUCUUGGAAACCAAACGGUGCCAAAUGGCCAUUUUCACAAGGACUGGCAGCGCUAUGUCCGAACCUGGUUUGACCAGCCAAUGCGCAAAAAACGCCGAGCAAGGAAGAGGAUGAUAAAAGCGAGGAAAGUAGCUCCCAGACCAGCCGCUGGCCCCCUUCGGCCAAUCGUUACAUGUCCUUCCAUCAAAUACAACAUGCGUGUCCGUGCUGGACGUGGUUUCACUAUUGAAGAGUUGAGGAAAGCUGGCAUCAGCAAGAGGGAAGCCCCAACAAUUGGAAUUGCUGUUGAUUACAGAAGACGCAGCAUGUCUGCUGAGGAGCUCCAAGCUAACGCCCAGAGACUGAAGGAAUAUAAAUCCAGAUUGAUUCUGUUCCCCAGGAAGAUGAGCAAACCUGGCAAGAAAGAUUCUUCGUCUGAAGAGAUCAAGUUGGCCACCCAAUUGAAGGGCAAACUGAUGCCAAUUGUGAACAAGGUGAGGAAGGACAAACCACAGGUGCUCACCAAAGACAUGAGGAGAUUCAAGGCUCACCACACAAUCAAGAUUGCCCGCAUUGACAAACGUAUGUUUGGCCGAAGACAGAAGAUAGCCGAGAGAUUGGCAGCUGAAGAGGAAUCUAAGAAGAAAUAGACUGGCUUUGUAUGAAUAAAUGUUUCAGUGAA